Messenger RNA from Corythoichthys intestinalis (scribbled pipefish), 1675 nucleotides. RefSeq names its product PGAM family member 5, serine/threonine protein phosphatase, mitochondrial (gene pgam5). The transcript has 6 exons. Bases 256 to 1158 code for a protein of 300 amino acids. Lineage: Eukaryota; Metazoa; Chordata; Actinopteri; Syngnathiformes; Syngnathidae. Gene Ontology annotation, cellular component: mitochondrion. Gene Ontology annotation, biological process: peptidyl-threonine dephosphorylation; positive regulation of mitochondrial fission. The record is from RefSeq and is a predicted model, not a curated record. Gene Ontology annotation, molecular function: protein serine/threonine phosphatase activity.
CGUAAAGCAUCCUGCUAAACAUUAGCUUUCUAUCUCGUUUGCCUGCUGUUUUUGUAGUUUCUGAGGUACGACUCUCAACUGAGUGAUAUUGAAGUGUUUUUUUCCCCCCCUUCGCCUGGCUGACAUUGAAUAACAAUCUUUUUUAACGGCAAAAGUCGUUCCUUUGUCGUUGGCGAAUAUUUGGCAUUUUUAAGCAACACUCAUUCACUUAAGCUAAUUUGCUAGCAUUCGUCAGCCGGUCGGUGGGCUAACGUAAUGUCUUACAGGAAAUCUUUCAAACUAAUUUGCGCAUUCGCCGGUGGAUCAGCCGCGGUGGUUUUUGCAGCCGCCGCUGCUGACCUUCGCGGCUAUUUCGGCGAGAGAAAAAGCGAGACGGGAGUACGCUUGUCCAGACUAUCUGUGCUUGAAGCCGCGCAGCCGGCUUGGACGGCGGCGAGCAUUACCCCACUCCCGACAGGACACGCGUGGGACGCCAACUGGGACAAGAGAGACCCUUCUACGCUGUCCAAUGGCAAAAAAAAGGAGAGUACAACGGAAGAUCCCAGCUCAGAGCAGGACAAUGGCAAACCUAAAGCCACACGCAACAUCCUUCUCAUCAGACAUUCUCAGUACAACCUGAGCGGGAGCAGCGACAAAGAGCGCAUACUCACUCCUUUGGGCCGAGAGCAGGCCGAGUUGACGGGUCAUCGCCUCUCAGCGUUGGGAUUGAAAUAUGAUGUUCUGAUCCACUCCAGCAUGGCUAGAGCUACAGAGACGGCGCACAUCAUCAGCAAACACCUUCCAGGCGUGGAGCUUCUAAGUUGUGACUUGCUCCGAGAGGGCGCGCCAAUAGAGCCUGUUCCGCCCGUUACCCACUGGAAGCCUGACGCUGUGCAGUACCACGAAGACGGCGCACGCAUCGAAGCAGCCUUCCGACGCUACAUCCAUCGGGCGGAACCCAAGCAGAAGGAAGAUAGCUACGAGAUCAUCGUGUGUCAUGCCAAUGUCAUCCGCUAUUUUGUAUGCAGGGCCUUGCAGUUUCCACCUGAGGGCUGGUUACGUAUGGGGUUAAACAAUGGCAGCAUUACAUGGCUCACCAUUCGUCCCAGCGGCCGGGUGGCCCUACGAACUCUGGGAGAUGCAGGAUUCAUGCCUCCGGACAAACUAACGCGAACCUGAUCGCCCAACUUUGAUUGCUUCCGGGAUCUGAGUCGGAAUGACGGAUUGGUUUGCAGGGUCAGAGCUGAGUUUUCUCCUCAAGUGUCUUUCUACCGAUGUUAAGUGUUUAACUGCCGCUUUAUCUGCACGAGGGACUGCAGUGGGUGUUAGUUUUGUGACUGCAGCACCACCAGAAUAUCAUUCAGGAUUUUUAUACGAGAGCAGUUCCAAACCAAAAAGUUUGUGUAGCUGUAAAUAUUGAUAGCAUAGAGUAGAGAAGCAUUGUUGUCACUCUAAGCAGAGCAAAGAGAAUGAACAGUGCAGGGCUUUGGUUGUUAAAAAAAAUUUUUUUUUUUCAAAUGUGUUCAAUUUUUAAGUGUUUUGUGGUAUCUUAAUGUUCAAACAUCAAAGUUUGAACCGUCCUUGUGUGGUGUCAGCAUUCAUAUGAACCCGCAAAAAGCACUUUACAGGUAUUUGUACUGUUGUGAGCGAUGUCUGCUGCACCUUUUAUCAUCAAUAAAGGCAACAACAAAUGGCA